GCACGCGCACACCUCUAUCAAAGCAGCUGUUAUCAACAGCGUUUUUCGUGAAAAUUUGUUUAAUUUGUGAAUUUGUGAAGCGAAAAACUCGGUUUUACCCUUGAAAUGGGCUCGAAGCGCCGCAACAUCGAGGACGAGUUGUCCCGUUUCGAGGCAGAAAUCUCAAAGCCUCCCGCCCGCAACCUGUUCGUGCCCAAUCAAGUGCGGCCCAUCAUCGCCGCCAACACCUACAACAAUGUCCAGCAAAAGCUGCAGCAACACCAGCCCACUGGAAGUGGGGGAUCACGGUUAACUGUGCCACCGCCUCCGAUCCCGCCGCCGCCCACUUUCAUGUCCACCUUCGUGCCCACGAGCAACGGGAGUAGUUCAUCCUCGUCUAAUCAUAGCAAGCCGAUGUCCGCCACGCCCGUGGUCCUGAGCAGCGCCCCCAAGCUGUACCAGUGCCGGCAGUCCGUUCAUGUGCCCACAGUUGCCGCUGCACCCUCCAUCGACAUCAACGCCGUGUCGUUCGACGUGACACAAAAGCUGAAGAAGCUGAAGGCAGAGAAGUCCGGCCCGAAUCCCAUUGCCGAGGAGGCCAUCAAGGCGGCGCGCGCCUCUUCGGCGCUGCAGUCUUUCCAGACAACGGAGCGCAAGAAGAAGGACCGGAAGACGGUUCGGAUUGCUGGCGGAAGCGUGUGGGAGGACUCCUCGCUGGCCGACUGGCCCGACGAUGAUUUCCGAAUUUUCUGCGGCGAUCUGGGAAACGAUGUCAACGAUGAGGUGCUCACCCGCACCUUUAACAAGUUCCCCUCGUUUCAGCGGGCGCGCGUGGUGCGCGACAAGCGUACCGGCAAGAGUAAAGGAUUCGGAUUUGUCAGCUUUCGGGAGCCGGCGGACUUUAUUCGUGCCAUGAAGGAGAUGGACGGCCGCUAUGUAGGCAGCCGACCGAUUAAGCUGCGCAAGAGCACUUGGAGGCAACGCAGCCUGGACGUGGUCAAGAAGAAGGAGCGCGAGAAGCAGGUUCUCCUGCAGGCGUUCAACUCCAUGAACUGAAUCAGCCAGCGUCCGCGUCCUCUUUAAUUUUUAGGCUAGUUUCGGUCACUUUGAAGUAGCAAAUUUGUUUUCGACGUUGCUGCCAAAGAUGAGCAAUAAAUUUACAUUUAGCAAUCGA
This is a messenger RNA of Drosophila kikkawai, 1153 nucleotides long. RefSeq names its product RNA-binding protein 42. NCBI's taxonomy places the organism in Eukaryota, Metazoa, Arthropoda, Insecta, Diptera, Drosophilidae. The record is from RefSeq and is a predicted model, not a curated record. Gene Ontology annotation, molecular function: mRNA binding.